UUCCAAGAAAUUCUUUCAAUUUAAAUUUAUCAUCAAAAUGGCCAGCAACAACAAAAAUUCUCCUCAAGCACAAGCUUUACAAGCAGUUGCCGAUUUGGAAAUUGAAAUGAUGACAGACACAUAUAGAAGAAUGACUCAAAGUUGUCAAUCAAAAUGUAUAAAUACUUCGUAUCGAGAAUCUGAACUUUUGAAAGGCGAAGCAGUCUGUCUCGACCGUUGUUUAGCCAAAUAUUUGGAUGUUCACGAUCGACUGGGAAAAUUGCUUAUGCAAAUGACUCAACAGGACGACAAAGCACAGCAACAACAACAGCAAAGUUUGGCAGCUACAGCACAGAAAAUGCAUGGGAAAUAGAAGGGAAUAUUUAUUUUGUUUUGUUUAGUUUAUUUUUUUAAACAAUUUUAAUUAUUGUUACGCCUUUUAAAAAUUUAUUAUAAAUAAUGAAAAAAAUUUUUCGAGCUUUUUAAUGAGUUUUUGAGUAUUUUAGGCUGAUGAUUUUUUCGUGUUAGGUCUAGAGACCGGCGCGGGACGGGAUUUUCCGCGAUCCCGAAAUCCCGGAUUUUUAUUUUCGGGAUUUUGAAAUUCGGGAUUCUCUCUAGUCAGGUCAAUUCACCGUCCGAUCAAAAUAACGUCCACCCAACUAGUAUAAAAUACCGUCCAUUUCGCUUAGAACAAA
This is a messenger RNA of Meloidogyne enterolobii, 674 nucleotides long. The record is from the annotation of a GenBank genome assembly. Lineage: Eukaryota; Metazoa; Nematoda; Chromadorea; Rhabditida; Meloidogynidae.